GGAAGUCUCUACUUUCAAUUUAUGUAAACUUUCGAUUUUGGAUAACGUUUCCGCAUAGCUUUUAUCAUUUUGAUGGCUUCAGAAACCAAUAAUAAAGACAAAGAGUACAAUUUACUGAAGUAUAAAGUUUUAGAGAUCCCAGAUACCAUCCUAUACAUCCCUAACUUUAUCAGUGAACAAGAAGAGAAAGAUUUAUUAGACCAUGUUUAUUCAGCACCAAAACCAAAAUGGACACAUUUAUCGAACAGACGAUUACAGAACUGGGGCUCUCUUCCACAUCCCAAGGGAAUGAUUGCUGAAAAUAUACCACAGUGGUUAAAGAUUUAUACUGAGAGAAUAGCUGAAUUAGAAAUAUUUGCUGGUCAAACACCCAACCAUAUUCUAGUUAAUGAAUAUUUAUCCGGUCAAGGUAUUAUGCCCCAUGAAGAUGGACCAUUGUUUUAUCCAACAGUUACAACCAUUAGUUUGGGUUCGUCUACAGUUUUAGAUUUUUAUCAUCAUCUCAACCAGUGUAAUCAAACUUCAUUAGAAACAACGAGUUCCAGUCUAGAAGACAGACAUUUAACGUCAAUAUUCCUGGAACCUAGAAGCAUGAUAGUUGUAAAGGAUGCUAUGUAUGAAUCCUAUCUACAUGGUAUUGACGAGAGACAGGAAGACAGAAUAACAGAUAAAAUAGCCAACUUAUCACACUGCCAGGAUAUAAACACCGGGGAUAUUAGAUCCAGAACAACACGUGUUUCAUUGACUAUCAGAAUUGUACCGAAAGUUUUAAAAAAUAAACUAUUUUUCGGUAAAAAGGCUUGAAUACAUGAAUUGUCUAAAAUCUAGACUAAACUGUAAAAAUUGGAGAUACUAAGUUAAGAACCUAGAACAUUGAUGUGUCAUGGGUCCGUUUACACAUUGGCGUGCACAUAAAAGAACCCAUCAGAGUUUGAAUUAUUUCGAAUAAGAGGAGGCCGUAGUGCUGCUUUUCGGCCAAAAUGUUACUAUUGAGACCAAGUAACCACCCCUAUGGUUCGCAAAACAAAACAAUGAAACGGGGUUUAAAGUACGGAAAAAAACCCAAUAACAAUUGUAAUAUGACAAGAGCUUUAUGUUAACUUGAAUAAAACUUCUUUCCGACGAGAUAACGAUCGGCGAACAACUAUAUAGGCAAUACAAUCAAUGUUCUACCAAUUUGCUCAGACUUAUUUUAUGCUGCAUACUUAUUUUGUUGAAAUUGAUUGUGCGGUGGAAUUGUGGAUGGCACCCUAGGUUGGACCCGCCCAUUCACAGCUUUUAGAUACGCUACUGAUGCCUGUCUACGUUAGCCUGGGUUAUAAAGAAACGUAAACGUUAAACGACGAUUUCGUUACAUUUCGCUUUGUAAAACCGGACCCUGAAGGUUUGAAAAACCAAAAGUUAAUUCCUGUUUUGUUAAUCAUUAUGUUUGAUUGUUUUUUGACAUUGUAUAUAAAUGUAUAGGUAAUUGUUUAAAUAU
Patella vulgata (common limpet) is the source of this 1480-nucleotide messenger RNA. RefSeq names its product alpha-ketoglutarate-dependent dioxygenase alkB homolog 6. The coding region runs from base 73 to 804 and encodes 243 amino acids. The transcript is spliced from 6 exons. The record is from RefSeq and is a predicted model, not a curated record. NCBI's taxonomy places the organism in Eukaryota, Metazoa, Mollusca, Gastropoda, Patellidae.